Quercus robur (English oak) is the source of this 2931-nucleotide messenger RNA. RefSeq lists its product as uncharacterized. Lineage: Eukaryota; Viridiplantae; Streptophyta; Magnoliopsida; Fagales; Fagaceae. Gene Ontology annotation, molecular function: catalytic activity. The record is from RefSeq and is a predicted model, not a curated record. The coding region runs from base 1 to 2931 and encodes 976 amino acids. The transcript has a single exon.
AUGAGGCUAUUAAGUUGGAACUGCCAAGGGCUUGGGAACCCUUGGACAGUUCGAAGCCUUCACGAUAUGGUGAGGAAUCAAGCUCCCACUGUCUGCUUCCUAAUGGAAACUAGACUUGAUAAAGAGGGUUUUAUGCACCAUUGUAGAGAGUUAGCUUAUUCGAAUAAAUUGAUUGUUAAAAAACCUGAUUCCGAUGGCGGGUUAGCCUUGGUUUGGAAAGAAGAGGUCCGGCUGAAGGUGAUAAAUUACAAUGAUAAUCAUGUAUUAGCAAAAGUAGUGGAGGAAAAUGGCUUUCAAUGGUUUUUGGUAGGGUUUUAUGGCUGGCCGGAAGCAAAUCAAAAACGCAAGUCAUGGGCUCUCUUAAGGCAUAUUUCUUUGUUUGUAGAAGGCCCGUGGUGUUGUGUUGGCGAUUUUAACGCGUUCUUACACGCUUCGGAAAAACUUAGCAUCCACCCACCAUCGGUUAAACAAAUGGAAGAAUUUGGAGCUGCCUUGGAGGAGUGCAAAUUGAUUGAUUUGGGAUUUUGUGGAUAUAAAUUCACUUGGAACAACAAACGGCCUGGUGCAGCAAACACUAGAGAAAGGCUUGAUAGAGCAGUUGCAAACAAGGAGUGGCAGGAUAUGUUUCCGGUAAGUUGUGUGUCUCAUAUUUUUUCACAUGCUUCGGAUCAUAUGGCACUAAUUUUACAGACAGGAAUGGAUAAUAGUUUCCAAGGUAGAAUAGCUAGAGGAUUUAAAUUUGAAGAACAGUGGCUAUUAGAGGAGGAAUGUGGGAAUGUGGUUGAAGAAGCAUGGGUUCAGAUGGGUGGGGCCGACUCUCCAAUGGCCAAUGUUAGUGUUAAAAUUAAUCACUGUGGGGCUGUUUUAGAUGCAUGGGGUUCGUCGAGGACAAAGCCUAAGGUGGCGGAAAUUAAAAGAUUGAAAAAAGUGCUUGAAAGGCUUCAUAAAGGUGAUCAAAAUGAAGCAACCAGGUCUGAGUUUUUGGCAGCCAGUAAACAGCUUGAUGAUCUUUUGCUUAAGCAAGAGUUUUAUUGGGCUCAACGGUCCCGACUGGCUUGGCUAAAGUCUGGGGACAAAAACACACAAAAUUUUCACUUAAAGGCCUCGCAACGACGUCGUAGAAAUUUUAUACAAGGUAUAAAAAAUUCUGAGGGGGUGUGGGUUGAUGGGAUUGAGGAUGUAGCUGGGGUGGCAGUCCAGUAUUUUGAAAAUUUAUUUUCUGCUGGGAGAAGUGAUCGGGUGGAGGAAUGUCUUAAUGCAGUCAAUCAUAGGAUGUCCUCUAAUAUGCUAAAUAUCUUAUCAGGAGAGUUUAGUGUUGAUGAGGUGAAGACGGCGCUAUUCCAGAUGGGCCCGACUAAAGCUCCGGGACCAUUAAAGUUGAUUUUUCCCCAAUUAAUCUCUCCCUCUCAAAGAGCCUUUGUGCCUGGCCGGUUGAUUACUAAUAACGUACUUGUGGCCUAUGAAACUCUGCAUGCUAUGCAUGGCCGGAAAAAGGGCAAGAAAGGGGCUAUUGCACUAAAAUUGGACAUAAGUAAGGUGUAUGACAGGGUUGAAUGGUCGUUUUUAAAGGGAAUGAUGAUCAAGUUGUGUUUUCCGGAUGGGUGGAUUGACCGGAUCAUGGGUUGUGUCACUACUUCUUCCUUCUAUGUCCGCCUCAAUGGUAAGGCUUAUGGUAAUUUCAGACCUACUAGGGGACUCUGUCAAGGAGACCCGCUUUCGCCCUAUUUAUUUUUGAUUUGUGCUGAGGUUUUUACAUCUCUGUUGACUAGGGAAGAGGUGGUGGGCCGACUUCAUAGAGUGUCCAUUUGUCGGUCUGCCCCAUCUAUUUCCCAUUUGCUUUUUGAUGAUGACUCUCUUGUGUUUUGUCAAGCUAAGCAAGAGGAAGUGCAAGUGGUUUCGGAUGUUUUAGAUUUGUAUGUUGUGGCCUCCGAUCAAUGUAUUAACUUGGAAAAAUCUUCCGUCUUCUUCAGCAGCAAUACUUCAAGGGUGCAAAGGGAUUGGAUAAAAAAUGCAUUAAGGGUAAAGGAAGUGGAAAAAUUCGAAUCCUAUCUAGGCUUACCCACUCUGAUUGGCCAGUCAAAAUAUCAAGCUUUUUCUUUUCUUAAAGAGAGGGUUUGGAAGAAGAUUCAAGGGUGGAAUGAGAAGUUGCUAUCCAAAGCGAGGAAGGAAGUCCUAAUAAAAGCUGUGGCCCAAUCAAUCCCUACAUACACGAUAAGAGUAUUUCAACUGCCAGUGAAACUUUGUAACGAAUUAAACAUGAUGUGUGCUAGGUUCUGGUGGGGUCAAAGUGGAGAUGAUAAAAAGAUACACUGGAAGAGUUGGGAGUCUCUUGUCCAGCCAAAGGAGGGAGGUUUGGGCUUCAGAGACAUCCGAAGUUUCAAUUUAGCCAUGCUGGCGAAACAAGGGUGGAGAAUGUUGACCAACCAUGACUCUCUUCUUUAUCAUUGUUUUAAAACAAAAUACUUCCCCUGGUGCACCUUUUUGGAGGCGGCUGAUCAUCCAAAAAGCUCAUACAUUUGGAAAAGCUUAAUUGUUGCGCAACCUAUUUUGAGAAAGGGGUGUUGCUGGCGAGUUGGUUUGGGUUCUUCCAUUCGGGUGUUAUCUGAUAAGUGGCUGCCUCACCACCCAACAAAUAAAAUUCUGGCUCCACCGAAUGAAGUAGGGGAAGAUUGGUAUGUGGCGGAGCUAAUUGAUUGGAAUAAUUUCCAAUGGGACCAUACUUUCAUUGAUGGGGCUUUUAGCAAAUAUGAUGCUGAGGCUAUUUAUCGAAUUCCUCUGAGCAGAAGAUAUGUUCCAGACGUGAUGGUUUGGCUGCAUAACAAAAAUGGGCAGUACUCGGUGCGGUUUGGUUAUCAUACAGCAAGGAAGUUGGUGAGAGAGUCAAAACAGAAGGGUGAGGGGUCAAAUCCAAGGGCCGACAGCGAUGUUUAG